Tarenaya hassleriana is the source of this 879-nucleotide messenger RNA. RefSeq names its product REF/SRPP-like protein At2g47780. The transcript is spliced from 3 exons. Lineage: Eukaryota; Viridiplantae; Streptophyta; Magnoliopsida; Brassicales; Cleomaceae. The coding region runs from base 92 to 769 and encodes 225 amino acids. The record is from RefSeq and is a predicted model, not a curated record.
CCGUCGAUUCGCAAGCAAUGGUCUCAGGCACCGUUCUUUUAUAAAGACGAGUUCGUUGUUCCCUGACUCUUCUCUUGCAAAAAAUUCGAGAAUGGAGGAACCAGUUACCGCAGAAGAACAAUUUCAACCCGUGGAAGAUGAUGAGAGGAUGCUGAAGCACUUGGAAUUUGUGCAAGUCGCCGCGAUCUACGGUGCCGUCUGUUUCUCGACACUUUACGAGUUUGCGAAGGAGAAUGCAGGUCCGCUCAGGCUCGGAGUAGAGAACAUCGAAGCCUCUGUCCGAACUGUUCUCUCACCUGUCUACGAUAAAUUUCACUCUGUCCCUUUCCAGCUCCUCAAGUUCGUCGAUCGCAAGGUGGACGAUUUCUUCAACGAGGCGGAUAUAUACGUGCCGUCGCUGGUGAAGCAAGCGUCAAGUAACGCGAUGGCGGUCGCGACGGAGGUGCAACGCGUCGGCGUUGCGGACGCGGCGAGGAGCGUCUUCGAUAAGAUCGAGCCCGUGGCGGAGCAGUACGCGGCGGCGGCGUGGCGGUUGAUGAACAGACUGCCGCUUUUCCCGGAACUUGCUCAGGUGGUGGUCCCCACGGCGUCGUAUUGGUCGGAAAAGUACAACGGGGCAGUUUGUUACGCCGGAGAGAGAGGUUACCACGUGGCGGAGUAUCUGCCGUUGAUUCCGAUUCAGAAAAUCGCGGAGGUUUUCGAGGAUGAUCGGAGUGGCGGACCGAGUGGCUCCACUUCCACCAAUGGCAAAAUGGCGGUGUCUUAUUAGCGAGAAUAAAACGCCGUCGUUUCGUCUAUGGGCUUGGAAUGUAGCGUUUCGCAUUUUGAGCUGCGAUUUGCCAUUCAUUCUAUAAUAACAUUUAAUAGUUCAAAAUGUUA